GCGCCCGUCCUUCGAGCUGCGGCGAGGCCAUCGGCCGCCGCCUCCAACUGGAGCUAUUCCUGCGGAGCGCCUACCCGGGCGGACCCGGUCGCACUGCGCUCGGGUGCCGGGUCUCCCAGCCUCCGCCCCGGUGCGGGGGCGUCAGGCUCGCGCGUGCGCAACGCGGGACGCGAGGGGGCGCGGACCCUCUGCUGGCGCGCUCGCUGACCCAGCACUGCGCGACCCGGCAGCCGGGAGGCGGGCAGGGAUGAGCUCUCCGGCGCUGCAGCCCCACUAAGGAGGAUACCCAGGGACAGGAGGAGCACAAGCGGCCGGCGCUGCGCAGGGCCAUGGCGUUCCUGUCCGGGCCGCGCCUGCUGGACUGGGCCAGCUCACCUCCGCACCUGCAGUUCAAUAAGUUCGUGCUGACCGGCUACCGGCCGGCCAGCAGCGGCUCCGGCUGCCUGCGCAGCCUUUUCUACCUGCACAACGAGCUGGGCAACAUCUACACACACGGGCUGGCCUUGCUGGGUUUCCUGGUGCUGGUGCCAAUGACUAUGCCCUGGAGUCAGCUGGGAAAGGAUAGCUGGCUGGGGGGCACACACUGUGUGGCCUGCCUGGUUCCCCCUGCCGCCUCUGUGCUGUAUCACCUCUUCAUGUGCCACCAAGGGGGCAGUUCUGUGUACGCCCGGCUUCUUGCUCUUGAUAUGUGUGGAGUCUGCCUCGUCAACACCCUCGGGGCCCUGCCCAUCAUCCACUGCACCCUGGUCUGUAGGCCCUGGCUGCGCCCGGCUGCCCUGGUGGGCUACACCCUGYUGUCUGCUAUAGCCGGCUGGCGAGCCCUCACUGCCCCUUCCACCAGUGCCCGACUCCGAGCCUUUGGCUGGCAAGCUGGGGCUCGUCUGCUGGUGUUUGGGGCCCGUGCAGUAGGGCUGGGCUCAGGGGCUCCAGGUUCCCUGCGCUGCUAUCUGCGCAUGGAUGCGCUGGCACUGCUUGGAGGGCUGGUGAAUGUGGCCCGCCUACCAGAGCGCUGGGGGCCUGGCCGCUUCGACUACUGGGGCAACUCCCACCAGAUCAUGCAUCUGCUCAGCGUGGGCUCCAUCCUACAGCUGCACGCCGGUGUUGUGCCUGACCUGCUCUGGGCUGCCCACCACGCCUGUCCCCCAGACUGAGCUGCCUCCUGCGCCAGCUUGUCCACAGCCUCCUGGAACAAUAAUGCCACCUUCCCUCCUUCUGGUCUGCAAGGGGCUGGCUCCCUUGAUGCUUACAGCGCUUGAGACUUCCCAGUUGGGAGCCCUUGUCUGUUCAUUCUUCCCUGUGGACUAACCUYUUCUUUCCCCCAGGCCUUGGAACUCCAACUUCCCCUCCCUGCCUUUUUCCUCCUGGGUACUGUGUCAGCUGCAAGGAAACCUUUCCUUCUCUGGACCUGUUUACCCUCUGUUACCUGUGAGGGUUGGGCCAGGGAGACUCUAAGGUUAUAUCCUGUUCUGACAGCUGGAGUCCUGCAAACUUGCCACACCUGCCAACCCAGACCCAUCAUCCCCCGAUCCUGCCCUCACAGGUCUCUGGGCUAGCCCCUCUGGCCCCUGUUUCCUGACCUCCAUCUCUGCCUUGCAUGCCAGCCUCCCAGCAGCCAGAAGCCCUGCCACCUUUCUCCAUUUAAAGACUGGAGUAAGGGUCUGGGGCAGCAGGACCAGCCCCUUUUCCCAAGACCCAGUGGGCCCUGGUCUUCUUGCACCAGCUGGACAAGGGACAUGAGGACAGUGGCUGCUUUUCCCAGUUAACAGAGACAGACAUGAAGUGAGUGACUCUGGACCCAGGCCCCACUGGGCUAAGGGUCUGCCCCCACCUUCAGUGCCAUGAUCUGAUGGCUCCCUGCCUGCUGGGAACAUGCCCACUCAGGAAAUCUCUAUCCCACACAAUGUGUGGUGCCAGUCUGCUGAGCCAAGGCCUGGGGCCCUGGGAGCUACAGCAGGGCUCAGCCUCAUAGCAGGAUCCUCCCAGCAGCCCAAGACCCUGGGCAACAUCAAUAAAGGGACAGAAAAUGCUCUAUUGCCACUAGAGCAAGCUUGGGUACUCCCAAGAUUCAAAUACUUUUUAUUAGACACAGUAGAUCCCAAAGGGACCCAGCUUUCCAGGGGAAGGGUCAGGGAAGGAGUAAGAGGUUAAAAGUACAGAAGCUGGACCUACAACUCAGGCUGGGUCCAGUGAGUCCUCAAAUAGGCUGAGGAGGUUCCUAGGCUCAAAGGAGGGACAGGAACCCCGAGGAAGCUCUGAGUCCAUGUUACUUAGGUCCAGGGCAUCCCUGUAAGAAAAGAAGAAUGACACUCAGGAUCCCAAAACCAACCCUGCCCAGCCCCAACUCUGGGGCCUGCUUACCUUGGUGUGUACCUGCCCCGGGGGGUGGAAGUACUCCUGGCAGCCCGAGUCAGGAUGGCCUCUGGGGAGAGCGAAGGCCUAUAGGAAGGUAGGCAAAACAAGCAAGGAGGUGAGAAGUGUAGGAGAGCAACCCCACUCAGGUUCUAGCCCUGACGGAGGGAUAAGGGCCACAGUCAGGACCAUAAAGAUGUGGUACACUUGGACAACCUUCAAGCUCUCCCAUCUGACUGUGCCCAAAGGCCAUUUCUGUUCAUUUUCAGAAUAUAGGCUUUAGCUGAGCUGGAUCUCAGGUGAACUUUUGGUAAAUGAAGCUGUGCUGGCACUUCCCUUGGGCUACAAAGUGCCCUCAGAGUGAGGGUGACAUUAUUAUAAGGAAGGAUUCCUUCGAGAGCUGUGUAUUUGGGGCAUGUAGCUUUCUUGUGCAGGAGUUUCUUAAUUACAGCCUCUCACUUGGCCACCUGAGACUAAGGGCAUCCUCUCAGAGUGGGGACUUGCCAGGCUCUAAGAGAUUUUUCUUCAUCCAGGGAAAGAAAAUGCCCUGUUCCUGGGCACUUGCAGCCUCUACUGAGGUGGGGGUGGGUGGGUGUGCCCCUGCCUAUCCUGGCAGGUACACUGGCCUUCCUACCACUUACCAGUGUGAAGCUGUGUUGUGGAUGGCAGUCACCCCACUCACUGAGUUGAAUUCACAUAGACAAAGCUGUGACUCCCAUACUAUGGGCCCACUCCAGGUGUAGGAGCUCUCACUCACCCUAUGCUGUCAUCAUCCCAGCUGCUGGAGAGGCUGCUAUCCAGGAGGCUGCAGGGCGGCGAGCCAGGUGGGGUGGCUGGUGGACCUGGGGGCUGCAGCCAGCUGGCAGGGUGAGCUAGGCUGUGCCAAAGCCAGCACAGCAGGGUGAGCAGAGCCUAUGGGGAGAGGAAACCUCAAGAAGCCAGGCAGGUCCUGGGGUGGGCGUCAGGUAACAUGGCCUGGCACUGUGGCAGCUUACCUGCCAUAGAGCCCAGCCUCGACUUAGGGCUUCAGCAGCCAUGCACCACAGGAUGUUCCAGGGCCUUGGCUGCCUCAGCAUGGGCAGGGCCAGCAGGGCCUCAGCCGUGGCCCGCAGCUGGGGGUCAGGCUCCAGCAUCAUGACAAGGACAGAACGCAGCUCAGCAGACAGACCUGCCCAUUGGACAAAGCMAUGUCAAAGAUUCCAGGGCACUGACUGGGCCCUGAGCCCAGCAGUACCCCUACCACCAGCUAC
Molecule: messenger RNA, 3599 nt
Organism: Urocitellus parryii (Arctic ground squirrel)
Lineage: Eukaryota; Metazoa; Chordata; Mammalia; Rodentia; Sciuridae
Gene: Paqr4
Product: progestin and adipoQ receptor family member 4
Cellular component (GO): membrane
Molecular function (GO): signaling receptor activity
Source: RefSeq, a predicted model, not a curated record